AUGUCGUCACAAGAUCCCCGCCAUGAGGGUGAAGAGGACAUGUACAUUGGCGCUGACGAAGCCGAGGAGGUCUUUGACCGUGAUGAGGACCACCAUAUGGACUCCGAAGGCGAAGACGAGGACCAGCCUAUGACCAUUGAGGAAGAGCUCACCUUCCAAAACGACUCUGCAGCACACUUUGACGCCCACGAGGACUCGAUCUUCUGUGUCGCACAGCACCCAGUCCACAACAAUAUUGUCCUGACCGGCGCUGGUGACGAUACCGCCUACAUAUUCGACUCUACGCCUCCCGAGAAGCCCGUCCUCCCUCGAAGCUAUGAAUCAAACCCCCAGCCGCGCGAGCGUGAGUCUCAGGUCGCUCUGGCCAAAUUGGAUGGACACAGCGAUACCGUCAAUGCGGUGGCUUUCACCGAGCCUGCGGGUGAAUAUGCCGUGACAGCGGGUCUGGAUGGCAAGCUUCGCGUGUGGCGGGAUACCUCGCCCAGGAAUCGUGGAGAAGCCUGGCAGUUUGUGGCCGAGGCCCAGGAGGUGGAGGAGAUUAACUGGGUUGCUGUCUGCCCUUACAAGCAGGGUGACGAGGAGAAGCGCAAUGUUAUUGCUAUCGGCGCCAAUGAUGGUAGCGCCUGGGUUUUCCGCAUUGAUGCUACGGAUUCGCAGCCCAUCGCAAUGGUUCAGAGUUUCUUCCAGCACACCGCGUCCUGCACUGCUGGUGCUUGGACAGCGGAUGGUAACUUACUUGCUACCGUGUCUGAAGAUGGAAGUCUCUACGUUUACGAUGUCUUCGGAGCUGCCGCUGCUGCUGGUAUUUCUGGAUCCCCCGGUACCAACGUCGUUGUUGCUUUGACUGCAGAAGAUCAGCGAUUCGCUGUGGAGGGAGGUCUCUACUCGAUCGCCAUUUCGCCUGGCGGUGGUAUCGCCGCAGUGGGUGGUGCCGAGGGUCACAUUAAGGUCGUUGGUCUUCCUCGACUUUCUGGCGGUCCUCAGGCUGCGAAGGGCAAGGGUGCUCAGUCGGCCACUACUUCUGCUGCUGGUACUAUCCUUGCCGAUCUCCAGGCGCAGUCAGACGGCAUCGAGACUCUUUCCUUCUCCCAACCCCCGCUCACCCUUCUUGCUGCUGGCUCCGUCGAUGGUUCUAUUGCGCUGUAUGAUGCUGCUCAUCGCUUCGCUGUUCGCCGCCACAUCCGGGAAGCUCACGAAGGCGCUGCCGUGGUCAAGGUCGAGUUCCUAUCAAGCCGGGCACCGACUGCGGCUCCCCGUCCCGGCCCCCUUGCGGCUGCUACUGCCGCAGGCCAUGGACGCUCAUAUCUGCUCACCUCCGUCGGACUCGAUGGUGUGGUCCGGCGAUGGGAUGCCCGUGGUGGUACCACCGCCGCUGCUCAGGGUCUACUGAAGGAGUGGAGGGGACACAUGGGUGCUUCCGAGAACGAAGAGGGCGAGCAGGCUGGUGGUAUCAUGGGUUUCGUCCAAGGAUUCGAUGGGAAGCGCAUUGUCACUGCUGGUGACGAUGGUAUCUCAUUGAUCUUUGAGGAGGAAUAG
This is a messenger RNA of Penicillium subrubescens, 1536 nucleotides long. RefSeq names its product WD40 repeat domain-containing protein. The record is from RefSeq and is a predicted model, not a curated record. Lineage: Eukaryota; Fungi; Ascomycota; Eurotiomycetes; Eurotiales; Aspergillaceae. The coding region runs from base 1 to 1536 and encodes 511 amino acids. The transcript has a single exon. Gene Ontology annotation, molecular function: protein binding.